Molecule: messenger RNA, 855 nt
Organism: Zingiber officinale
Lineage: Eukaryota; Viridiplantae; Streptophyta; Magnoliopsida; Zingiberales; Zingiberaceae
Exons: 1
Coding region: 1-855 (284 amino acids)
Molecular function (GO): zinc ion binding; nucleic acid binding
Source: RefSeq, a predicted model, not a curated record
AUGAGUUGCACGGACGAGGAGAAAGUGGAACUGGCAGCGUAUCAUCUCCGGGAUCAGGCAGUCACAUGGUGGGACAUGCAGAAGACGAUCUUUGGAGAGCAACGCAUCACAUGGACAAUGUUCCGAGAUGCGUUUGAGCGGCAAUAUUUCCCAGCGACCUUCUGUCUAGCUCGACGCCAGGAAUUUCUGAGUCUCAAGCAGGGCGACAGGUUAGUGAUGGAGUACAAUACUGAAUUCUGUAGGUUGGCAGAAUUUUGUCCUCACUUAGUGGCACAAGAUUAUGAUCGUAUACAGCAGUUCACUCAGGGUCUUGCAGCAUACAUUCGGAUCCAGAUGUCAGGAUUUCCAGGUAGUUCCUAUCGGGAGGUUCUACAUCGAGCACUAUUCAUAGAGAUGACUCAGCAGCAGGUAAAUCAGGAGAAAGGACAUGAUAAGCACUCGUCACAAAAGAGAGGGAAUAAAGGUCAGAGUUCUCAAGCUCCUUCCGGAGGAUCUUCUCGGCCUCAGAAGACUGGGCGAACAUCGGAUGGAGGUUCUCGUCCCCCUCAUCAUGAUCAGAAGAACUUUGGUGGGACCAGGUGUUUUCAGUGUGGGUCCAAGAGUCACACCAGGAACAGCUGCCCGUUGGAUCAUGCUAUAUGUUUCUACUGUAAACUUCCAGGGCAUGAGAGUCAGGAUUAUACUCUGAAAGCACAGUUGGAGGCUCCUAAAGUUACAUCUCAGGGGGAAUCAUCCUCUCAGUCACGUUCACAGAGGAGAUCGCAGAAGACUCAGAGUGCCCCAUGUCAGCAACGACCACAGCCUUCUCAGGGACAGAUAUAUCAUAUUCAGGGUCAGGAACCAGCGACUACUUAG